Messenger RNA from Enterobius vermicularis (human pinworm), 4122 nucleotides. The record is from the annotation of a GenBank genome assembly. Lineage: Eukaryota; Metazoa; Nematoda; Chromadorea; Rhabditida; Oxyuridae.
AUGGCGGAUGAACCAGUAACCUGGAAUGCUUUUCGAUCGCAGUCGCGUGAAGUCGGUAUGAAUGUGCAAAUGAAACCAUGGAUGAUUCGCACUUUGCGACUUACAAAACUUAUUGUUCACUUUCAGUUUCUGUUCUACAUUGUUGGACAUAUUCUUGUAAUCGCUGGUGCGGCCGCAUCUAAACUUUGGGUUACACUAUUGGCUACGAAUGUUAAACAGAAGCAGUUAAAAAUUGGCAUAAAGCAUUAUAAAGCGUGUACGAGGAAAAAAGCGAGUUUCUGCUCUGGUAGUAUAAACAAUGCAUACCAACCGUUUUACGGUGGGUCUUUCAGUGGUGCAGACGAACGUGAUUUUGCAGCAGUUCUGUUAUUCUGCUUGUGGUUGAUUCAACUAAUCCCAGAACUUUUCGCGGGUUUGCAAGCUUUGUGGAGACUAAACUCAAAAAAAUCAGGGAAAAUUUCGUUUUUGGUUAUUGCUGUUGAGUGUUCGAGAACUAUUGGCAAUUCUCUGUUAUUCUUUAUUGUGUUUCCUGAGCUCGAUAUUUUACGAUGCAUCCUUCUUUCUGUAUUCGCUGCUUAUAUUCCCUUUUACCAAGCCGCUUCAAACCGGAUUCGUCGGGCUUUUUAUCCUGUCAACACUUAUGUUUUACGAGAAGAUUAUGUAUAUUAUGGUUUUAGUUCCUUGGCACGUCGGUCUUCAUUUCUAAUGUCAUCUAGUCGAUGGACUAUGCUUUUGUUAAUUGUAUUGUCUUCGUCAUAUUUAUGGCCAGUAAUGGGAGCAAGAUUAAGAUACACGUUCGUUAUUCCAUUCGCUCUCCUGUUUUCUGCUAUCGGUUUUUGGGAUGCGUGGGUUCAGCCGUAUCAUGCGGCAUCAGCAUUCCACAUUCUCUAUGAAGUAAGUGCCGGUCAGUUAAGGGCACUACUCUGCUGUCAUCGUUGUUUAAAAUAUGGCUUUCGUAAGUUAACGGCUUCUACUCGCUGUCUUGUAUCACUGUGCAGGUUUGUAUUGUCGACAUUAAUCUUAUCACUUUCACCGCACAUGAAAUGGUCCAGGUGCUGGAAACAGAUUUUGUCUGAGAAGUCUGACGAAGAUAUUGAUGAAUCUAGUUUCACCAGUUCUUCAAUUACCUUGGCUUUCGCAGUUAUUGUCAUCAAUUUCUUUCUUCGGACUUCGUCACGACUUCUUGCUGCAACUAACAUGCGUAUAGCUUCAUCGCUACACCCAUUAUUCAUCGUACCCCCAAUUUUAGUUGCAUUUUCCUAUUUCAAUUCUUACGUGACACCCUUCUGUGGAUUACCAUUUAUAAGUAGUAGUAAAAAAGAGAUUGGUCUUCUUUGGCAAUCAUUCAGUCGAAAUUGGCCCGGCACUCCUUUUUCCGACAUUCUAGUCACUUGGGCAUGGGUUAUCGCAUACUUAUUUUGGGCAAGGCGCCACGUUAAGUCGCCAGAAUUUGAGGAGAAUAGUGAAAUAAUUGAUUCUAUGACACCUGUGGUAAACGGACUGUUUAUUGAACAGUCGCUUGUCGUUUAUCGUCACUCGAUCAACAACAAAGUAGUUGAUUUGGAUGUUGAGGAAAAUGAAGAAAAAUAUGAAGGUGGGGGAAAAGAUGUGACUGAUGACGACGUUGAUAAAACAAUAACACUCUAUGCCUGUGCAACUAUGUGGCAUGAAACCCGCAAUGAAAUGAAGCAGAUGGUCAUGUCGAUAAUGAGGGUUGAUAAAGAACGCUCUUUGAUCAUGGCAGGUAAAUCCAUUGGACGUUUGAAAUUCCGUUUUGAGGCUCAUAUAUUUUUUGAUGAUGCGUGGGAGGAUCAGGAGGAAUGCGGACGCGUCCCUAACGAAUACUUCAAAACUCUUUUUAAUCUCCUUAUUGAACUUACUAGUUGUGAGAAUAAUGAUUCGAAGUACGUAAAUGCACGAGUGUUAGUAAAUACACCUUAUGGAGGAAGAUUUGUUAUACGCUUACCCGAAGGAACGUUGCUAUACGUGCACCUUAAGGACAAGAAGCUAAUAAGAAAUAAAAAAAGGUGGUCUCAGGUAAUGUACAUGUAUUACCUGUUGGGGCACCGGAUUAUGGACUCUCCCCGUAGUGUUGAGGACCGACAGUUAGAUGCAGAUAACACUUAUAUUCUCGCUAUUGAUGGCGAUUCAAAGUUUCAGCCUUCCUCUGUGCUGAAAUUGCUACAGCUUUUGGACUCAAAGAAGGACAUUGGCUGCGCCUGUGGUCGUAUUCAUCCGCUUGGAAAUGGAAUGAUGGUUUGGUAUCAGAAAUUCGAGUAUGCGAUUGCUCACUGGCUGCAGAAAGCUGCAGAGCAUGCAUAUGGAUGUGUACUUUGUGCACCUGGGUGCUUUUCAAUGUUUCGCGCAUCAGCCCUUAUGGACGAUAAUGUUAUGCAUAAAUACACAAAAAAACCUUCUGAACCACGACAUUUUCUUCAGUACGACCAGGGGGAGGACAGAUGGCUUUCUACCUUGCUUUUGAAGCAGGGAUAUCGUAUUGAGUACGAAGCUGCUGCAGAUGCUGAAACAUACGCUCCUGAAGGUUUCAAUGAGUUUUACAACCAAAGAAGGCGAUGGACCCCUUCAUCUGUAGCAAAUACGAUCGAUUUGUUGGCAGACUACAAACGAGCUUGUGCAAACAACAAUAGUAUUUCAAAGCUGUAUAUAGCGUAUCAAAGUAUAGUGACCGGCUGUGCGUGUUUCGGACCAGGAAUUAUGUUCACUAUGAUCGUUUAUUCUAUGAGCGCUGUCUUCCAAGUGCACUCAGAUACUGUUCUGAAGUACAACGCUAUUCCUCUGCUCCUUUAUAUAGUUGUAUGCUUCGUUGGUGAACCUAAACACCAAUUGGCUCUAGCAAAAAUACUAUCUGUGGUGUAUGCCUUCAUCAUGGUUGCAGUUUCUGUUGCAACAGCUUGCGAAACCGCUUUACAAACUAUCUUUGCACCUACUGCAUUCUUCGCCCUGGUCAUGUCAGCAAUGUUCAUAGGCGCAGCUGCGAUGCAUCCGCAGGAGUUCUAUAAUAUCAUAUAUGGGUUUCCGUUCUUCCUUAUGAUUCCUUGCACUUUCCUGUUCAUGGCCCUUUACUCCUUGAUAAAUCUUCACGUCAUGAACUGGGGAACGCGCGAAAGCGCAAAAAAGAAAGAGGAAGAGGAGAAAUCCGGUGGGUCCAUUCUUCGUCGACUGUCUAGACGUUUUAGUAAGAAAAACCUGCUAAGAUCCCUUUCCGCACUGAAAGGACGAAAAUUUCUGGCUCCAAAUAUUUCUGAUUUGGAGCGACGCAUAAACGAGCUUGAAAGGGUGGUAGAAGACGUAGAUGAGAAACCACAAGAAAAGUUUGCUACUCCUGCUGCAAAACUAAAAAUUCUUACUACACCUGAGACAAAUGGUUCAACUUCUACGGCAAGCACAAUAUCUUCCUCAGCAAGAAACGUCAGAAGGGUCACAGAAAACCGCUUUAUGUGGAUGGAGCAAGAAUAUCUUCAAAUCUGCACUCGUGGUCGGCUUAGCCCAAGCGAACAAAGUUUUUGGAAUGAAUUAAUCGAUAAUUACCUCAAGCCACAUGUAAUGUCUCCUGAAGAAAGUAAACGUGCUGCAGAUGGGCUUAUUGGUAUGAGGAAUCAGAUAGCGACUUUAGUGUUAAUGAUCAAUGGAUUGUUUGUUCUAACUAUAUAUCUCGUUCAGAAACAUAAAGAUAUUCUGAAAGGGUUUUCCUACAAAAAAUGGGACGAAAAGAAAGGGAAAGGAUAUAUUGAGGUGUACGGAGGUUUAAAUUUGGAGCCUGUUGGACUGGUAAUUUUAACAAUUCUAAUGGGCAUUUUAUUGGUACAAAUAAUAGGAAUGUUUAUUCACCGUUUAAAUACAGUUAUUGGAGCAAUGAAUGAGAUUUCGUUCUUGGAAGAUUAUGGGAAUUAUGAGGGUAAUGAUUAUGAUGAGAUGAAAAUCCUCGAUAAUGCGCGUCAAAUGGUUGAUACGGUAUACUACAUUAAUGUUCAUGGACCUGGCGGCUACGUUCGUGCCGCCAAAGAAAGCGCUGUAACUAGCGUAGUGUACAAGCUUCAAAGGUCUCGUUUAGCGAAACGGAUGGAAAAACCAUCGAUUCCUACUCGAGUUGGGUUUGACUAA